This is a messenger RNA of Filobasidium floriforme, 2140 nucleotides long. Its product is annotated as PIN domain-like protein. NCBI's taxonomy places the organism in Eukaryota, Fungi, Basidiomycota, Tremellomycetes, Filobasidiales, Filobasidiaceae. Gene Ontology annotation, cellular component: cytoplasm; nucleus. The transcript is spliced from 4 exons. The record is from RefSeq and is a predicted model, not a curated record. The coding region runs from base 219 to 2048 and encodes 609 amino acids. Gene Ontology annotation, molecular function: DNA binding; 5'-flap endonuclease activity; 5'-3' exonuclease activity.
GACAAAAGGACUGGCCAGUCCAAUCAAAUCAUCUAGACAUGGAUUACUUAUGAAUGGGGUCGGUCUAUGCGCAUAUACUCAUAUAUAUAAGAAGACUCUAAGCCUGCAGCACUGGCAACGGAAUCGGUCCAGCCAAAUGGCACAACGCACGCUCCAUUCUGCUUCGACAAGAAGCCCGUAACCUACAUCUCAAUCAUUGUUACAGCAGCCAGUAAAUCAUGCGACCUUCUUUUCUCGUGCGCGGAGUACAGGGUCUGGGUGUGGCUAUCAAAAAGGAAUACCCCGAUCUUAUCAAGACAUACAACAAUCGAUGGACAGACCCCGCUAUUCAGGGCAAGACAGUCGCCCUUGACGCUACCUUGAUCACAACGAGAUUCUUCUAUACGCAAAUGGAAGAUGAUGCUCUCGAGAGUAAGAGGAUCGUUAUGAAUUGGCACCGCCUCAUAAGCAGUAUGAAGGAAGCUGGUGUCAAACCUAUCGCUAUAUUUGACGAACCUGGCCCUCGCGAGUGGAAGGCUCGAGAGCAUCUUCGACGACAAGCCCAACGUUCGCUCAAUCUCGCACGGUCACUACUCGAAGACGCCCGCCGAGAACGCUUGGUCAAAGUCGAGAAUGUCUUACAGGAAGCUAGGGCUCUGCUUCAAACCGAGCAGCUUCCUGCGGGAACCGAGGUUGAUAUUGAGAACGAACUCUUAAACCUGGACGAGCUCGCUCUGACUUCGGAGUUCACAGCCGUCAACGAGGACCCAGGCAGGAAGACGCUGCACGAGGCGUUGCUCCUCUUGCGAGAGUGUCGAGCUUCGAGCCGUCCGGGAGAGAAACAUGCGACCAGGUCCGUCGACCAAAUCCUCAUCGAUCGAUCCAUGGAAGAGGAGGGUGAAGCUGGAGCCGCCGACGUCGCCAAGGUGGAGCCACGUCAGGACGCUAUGAUCGGCGGCGGUGAUGCUGCUUCGGACACCGCCCACCCCGAUUCCGGCCUCGCCGCUAGCCUGAAGCAUGUUGAAGAACAGCUGGCUCGUAUGCCUCGCAUUGACGCGGAAGCUGAACCGUCUGUCGAGACUGAUGUAGCGGGUGAUCCGAUGCUUCUCGAGCGGCAGGAGGAUGACAUCGGAGACAUUGCCACGGUUGUCGUCGAGCCUUCACUCGAGUUCACCGAGACGGUUCGUCAGAUGGCGUUAACGGCCAACGAGAAUUAUAUUGUUUCGGAUAUCAUCAAAACGAUCACAUCCGAUUCGCCUUCUCAGCUCGCUCUCCUUGAACGCCAACAAGAGCUGCGGGACUUGCAGGAUCGCGCGAAAGAGGUUUCAAAGACUUACGAACGUAGUCACGCCAAGCCGACAGCACAGGAUAUGGAAGAGGCGCGAGAGCUUCUCGAGGUUAUGGGUGUACCUAUCGUACAGGCACCAUCACCAUACGAAGCUGAAGGACUCUGCGCUGCGAUGGUUCUGAGCGGGAUGGCCGACUUUGCGGGAACCGAAGACUCGGAUGUCCUCGUCUACGGGGCUCUCUUGCUGAAGAACGUUGGUACCAGUACUCUUCCUCUUCAGUCGAUUGACGGCGAGGAACUGCGCACGACUCUUGACAUGACCAAUGAGCAGUACAAGGACUUCUUGAUCUUGUGCGGCACCGAUGCCUGCGAGCGGAUUCAUGGAAUCGGAUUCAAGCGAGCUCUGAAGCUGAUCAAGGAACACAGUACCAUCGAGAUGGUUCUUGACAAUGCUCAAUCGAAGAAAGUCCCUCUUCGAAGGUUGACCCAGGAAGGAUAUCUCGAGCGGGUCGGAGCGGCUAGACGAGUCUUUAGCGACUUACCAAGCCUUCCUACCGAGUUCGAUCUGCAACAACGAACUGUCGAGCCUUCCUCGGUUGACGAGUUCUUGAGGAAUCGACAUGGAGUCGCGACGUUGAACGACACCGAUACCGUCAGUCUCGGAGACGAGGUUCAGCUGGACUACCAUCCUGCUGAGUCGGAUCUGUGGAUCGAGCCCGACCUGCCUAGAGACGUCCCGGACUGGAUGGUCGAUAGCGAUCCGCCGAUCCAGGAGCGAUGACGACAUACGUAUACGACUUACUAUUUACGAUACACGACACAAUGACGACCUGUAACAUCUAUUUUAUGCUUACGAAACAAUCCCCUCUCUGG